Molecule: messenger RNA, 1120 nt
Organism: Puntigrus tetrazona (Sumatra barb)
Lineage: Eukaryota; Metazoa; Chordata; Actinopteri; Cypriniformes; Cyprinidae
Gene: tmed1a
Product: transmembrane p24 trafficking protein 1a
Exons: 4
Coding region: 80-1054 (324 amino acids)
Biological process (GO): Golgi organization; endoplasmic reticulum to Golgi vesicle-mediated transport; intracellular protein transport
Cellular component (GO): COPII-coated ER to Golgi transport vesicle; endoplasmic reticulum-Golgi intermediate compartment; Golgi apparatus
Source: RefSeq, a predicted model, not a curated record
UUAUUAGACGCGUUUGUCUAUUUGCGUCGUACUCUAUCGACGAAAAGCUCGUCUAUGCAGCUACGCUGCGAACAACGUUAUGAUAGCAUCAUUAGAACGUGUUUUUUUUCCGACACAGGCGCGAGUCGAACCUUCACGUCGGAACGGCUUUUUUUUGCGCGACGCGGGAAAACUGUUACGCGUACGUUAUCAGCGAAGUUAUCAAACUUCGGCCGUGGCUGUUUGUCACAAGAGUCCAAACGGUGCUCCCUCAGUCAGAGGGGAAGGCGAUGAUAGCGUCCUGGCGUCGCCGCCGCGCCGCUCGCAGUGCAGACGGGCUGUUUCAAACAGCUGCUCUUGUUGUGUGCUUCCGAAGAGCGGAGUAAUGGAGCGGCGCGAAGGGACGCGCGGCGUGGCGUGUUUGCUGCUCUUCGCGACGCUCGGCGUGGAUUUGGCGUUCGCCUUCGGACAGAACAAGGACACCGAGUUCACUUUCCUUUUACCUCCGGGAGAAACCGAGUGCUUCUUCCAAACAGCCACUAUGAACGGCAGCAUGGAAGUGGAGUACCAGGUCAUAGCAGGCUCAGGGCUGGACGUCGGCUUCGCUCUGAUCUCCCCGCUCGGAUACAGACUGGUCUCCGACUUCAGAAAAUCAGAUGGCAUACACACGGUGGAUCCCACCGAGGACGGCGACUACAGGAUUUGCUUUGACAACAGCUUCAGCCAUAUUUCGGAGAAGAUGGUGUACGUGGAGGUGAUCGUGGACGGACCGGAGGAGGAGGAUGAGGAUGAAGAAGAUUGGGCUGCUCUGGCUGAACCGGAGGACUCGCUGGAGUACAAACUGGAGGAUAUCAGGGACACGAUGGAUGCCGUGCACAAAAACCUGGAGCGAAGCCGUCAGCUACAGACCACGCUGCGGGCGUUCGAGGCUCGUGACCGUUACCUGCUGGAGGACAACCUGUGGCGGGUUUCCUUCUGGUCGAGCGUCAGUCUGCUGGUCAUGGUCGGCGUGGCUCUCGCGCAGAUCUACACGUUGCGCAGAUUAUUCAGUGACAAACGCAGAGUUUGCACAUAGCAGAGACGAACCCGGAGCAGGGGCGACGUGUGUUGACCUAAAUGAGGACAUGGGGGAACUCGGGUU